CACCCACUGGCCACACCCCAGUUAGCUACCCCUCAACCAUAUACUUCCCCAGAUUGGGUAGCUAUUUAAAGGCAGCUGGAAGUCAGGAAAAUAAGGACAGUCACUUGGCAGGAUCAACCACAGCUUCUCCUGAGAGAGUCCUCAGCAUGAAGCCCUUCUUGCUGCUGCUGCUGGCCAUGGCCUCUGGCUUGCCUCAGGUCCAUGGACAUUUUACACAGUUCGCAGAUAUGAUCACGCUCAAGACAAAGAAGAACGCACUUACAAGUUAUGGUGCCUACGGUUGUCACUGUGGCUUCGGUGGCAAAGGAACCCCGAAGGAUGCAACAGAUCGGUGCUGUGUCAAGCACGACUGUUGCUAUAUCCGGCUGGUAAAACGUGGAUGUGGCACAAAACUUCUGAAAUACCAGUAUACCAAAAGAGGGAGCUCAAUCACCUGCAAAGCAAAGCAGAGCUCCUGUCAGAAGCAGCUGUGUGAAUGUGAUAAAGCUGCUGCCUCCUGUUUUGCGGCAAACUUGAAGAGCUAUUCAAGAAAAUACCAGUUGUAUCCCAAUCGGUUCUGCCAUGGGAAGAACCCACGUUGCUAAGAGGCUACCCGAUGUGGAAACUUCUUCUCUAAUGCCUCUCCCUCCUUGGAGCAAAUUCCCUGGUGAUAAAACAAUCAAUUCUCUUCCAUCUGGGGGUUAGGCCAGAGCCCUCUGUUGUGGCCCAGGAGGUGAAGCCCAAUGUGGGGGUGGGGGUGGGGAUACCACUCUUCUGAAUAAAGCCGCUCAGCCACAGG
Messenger RNA from Fukomys damarensis (Damara mole-rat), 778 nucleotides. Its product is annotated as phospholipase A2, membrane associated. NCBI's taxonomy places the organism in Eukaryota, Metazoa, Chordata, Mammalia, Rodentia, Bathyergidae. Bases 147 to 584 code for a protein of 145 amino acids. Gene Ontology annotation, biological process: arachidonate secretion; phospholipid metabolic process; lipid catabolic process. Gene Ontology annotation, molecular function: calcium ion binding; phospholipid binding. The transcript is spliced from 5 exons. The record is from RefSeq and is a predicted model, not a curated record.